UCGGCCAGAGAACAGAAAUAUGCUGAAACACGAGAAACCCUGACGACGGCUAAACGUUAUUGUCAUCUGUCCUGUGAUUUGUUAGACAUCAUAGUGUUCUUGUAAACAUUCCGGAAACCGUCUUGGAAAAAAUUCCUGCUCGGCGAGCGUCAAAAGCGCUAGUCUCUGGGAAGUGCUGUUUGUGUUUGUUUAGCUGUGCUAGCUGUGUAGACAUACUGUCACUGAGUUAGUUACAUUGAGCUACUAACGUUAGCUGCAGUUAGGCUCUUAAUGUGCAAUAUUUGCGAAUGGAUUAUUGUGUUGUAGUCCUUUUUUUCUCUUGGGAGAAGUUUCUGGUUCAUUGGCUUGCUGGUUAAUGUCUAUAGCUGUUCACUACGUUUUGAGGACUUUGGCAACAUGAAUUCAGCUAUGAAGUCUUAUCUGGUCCUGAUUGUGGCUUUAGCUGUGACUUUGGAAGUGACAGCUGGUGAUGUACCCUCAGAUGAUGGAGUUGGUGACGGUGGGGAUUCUCAGAGCACUGCUGAAAAUGAAGCCCCCAAUAUUGUGACGGGACAUGCAUAUGUACCUAAAGAUGCCCAGACUGACAGCAGUACAACAGACACUGAUAUGGAGAGCAAAGUUGAGGAGAUUGAAAAGGAAGACCUUCCAAGUCAGCCACCUCCACCACAGGAGCGCCGUAAAGAAAUUCCGGUGGUGAAUGGUGGAACGGCCUCUGGGGAGCCCUGCAUAUUCCCUUUUCUUUUCCAAGGGAAAGAGUAUUCAGACUGCACUACUGAAGGCAGAGGAGAUGGGAGACUGUGGUGUGCCACAACGUAUGACUACAAUAACGAUAAGAGAUGGGGCUUCUGUGAAACGGAGGAGCAGGCAGAGCAGAGGAGGAUGGCGGAAGAGGCUGAAGAACAGUACCAAGCCACAGUUAGGAUGAUUAAUGGCACCAACCGAAGGAGCCAGAAGAAAGAAUUGUUUGACAAACUCCUGCAGGUCGCAGAGAUGGGUCAUACCAAGGCCAUGGAGAAGGUAGCAUAUGCCAUGCUGUUUGGAGACUACUUACCCCAGAACAUUCCUCAGGCGAAGGAGAUGUUUGAGAAGUUGGCACUGGAGGGCUCGCCAAAAGCCCAGACUGCACUUGGAUUCCUGUAUGCUGCAGGAUUAGGUGUGAACUCAAGUCAAGCAAAGGCGUUGGUGUACUACACCUUUGGAGCUUUGGGUGGAAACCUAGUGGCACAUAUGAUUCUGGGCUACAGAUAUUGGGGAGGUGUUGGAGUUCCUCAGAGCUGUGAAUCUGCUCUCACUCACUACAGGCUAGUGGCCAAUCACGUGGCCAGCGACGUGUCUCUGACAGGGGGCAGUGCAGUACAGCGGAUCCGGCUCUUAGAUGAAGUGGAAAAUCCUGGUUCUAGCAGUGGAAUGCUAGAAGAGGACUUAAUCCAGUACUACCAGUUCUUGGCUGAGAAAGGAGAUGUGCAGGCACAGGUUGGUCUGGGUCAGUUACACCUGCAUGGAGGACGAGGUGUAGAGCAAAAUCAUCAGCGGGCAUACGAGUACUUCAAUCAGGCUGCGAACGCAGGGAACACACAUGCUAUGGCAUUCCUUGGAAAGAUGUACUCUGAAGGCAGUGAGUAUGUGCCUCAGAACAACGAGACAGCACUGCAUUAUUUCAAGAAGGCUGCAGACUUGGGUAAUCCAGUUGGCCAGAGUGGCCUCGGUAUGGCUUACCUGUAUGGAAGGGGUGUCCCUGUGAACUAUGACCUGGCCUUGAAGUAUUUCCAGAAAGCAGCAGAGCAAGGAUGGGUGGAUGGACAGCUACAGCUGGGAACCAUGUACUACAAUGGCAUUGGAGUGAAGCGUGAUUAUAAGCAGGCCCUUAAAUUCUUCAACCUGGCAUCGCAAGCGGGUCACAUCCUGGCCUUUUAUAACCUUGCACAAAUGCACGCAACAGGGACAGGGGUCAUGCGCUCCUGUCACACUGCAGUGGAGCUCUUCAAGAAUGUGUGCGAGCGCGGCCGCUGGUCUGAGAGACUCAUGGCAGCUUACAGAAGCUUUAAGGAGGGUGAUAUGGAUUCUGCUCUAAUACAGUAUCUCCUGCUGGCUGAACAGGGCUAUGAGGUUGCACAGAGCAAUGUGGCCUUCGUCCUUGAUCAAAAGGGGUCGCAGAUCUUCAAUGAAAAUGAAACGUACCCACGGGCUUUGCUUCACUGGACCAGAGCAGCUGCUCAAGGUUACACCGUGGCCAGAAUCAAGCUGGGCGACUACCAUUUCUAUGGCUAUGGUACUGAUGUGGACUAUGAGACUGCAGUGAUUCACUAUCGGCUGGCCUCUGAGCAACAGCACAGUGCACAGGCUAUGUUCAACCUGGGUUAUAUGCAUGAGAAGGGCCUUGGGAUCAAACAGGACAUUCAUCUGGCUAAACGUUUCUAUGACAUGGCUGCAGAAGCCAGUCCUGAUGCCCAAGUUCCUGUGUUCCUGGCCCUGUGCAAGCUGGGCCUUGUUUAUGCACUACAGUACUUGCAGGAUCUCAAUCUGAAGGAGGUUUUGUCUCAGGUGGAUCUCGACCAGUUGCUUGGUCCAGAGUGGGAUCUCUACCUAAUGACUGUCAUUGCUCUGCUUUUGGGCACAGUAAUCGCAUAUCGGCAGCGACAGCACCAGGUUGUACCCAGAGCCCCAGCAGCACCCAAUAGACCUCCAGCCCAGCCAGAGCAGCCUGCCGAAGAACCUGAAGAACAAUGAGAGCAAGGGAUCAGGGUGGAGGUGACCAAACUGGACUAGGCUUAUGAGAGAGCGGUUUGAGGCCCAGUAGUGUCUCUCCUUUUUUGGGACAACCGCUGAAAAUUACACCCUGCUCUGGUCUUUAACCCUGCAAACCAUCAAAGAGCUUUCAGGACUCUUGUUGCCCUGUUCAACCCCCUCCAGUCUUUUAACUGUGGCAUGGGGAAAAACUUUUACGAAAUCUUAAAUGUGCGCCUCAGGGUUUUGCCAGGUGAAAUAACAUUUGUGCAAAUCAACGCUCACUAUGUGGUGGGAAAGACAACAUUGCUGAAUGAACUCUCUGCUUUUUUUGUUUGCCACUGUGCUAAAAGCCAAGGAACUUGUUUUUUGUGCAACCCAUUCAGGAUGUUUUUUUUUGUGUUGUUUUUGGUAGUGUUAAAUUUGAUCACCAUGCCUCUUUGAGAUGUAAGGUGGGUUUCGCUUUGAAUUUGAAAUGUAAAAAGUUCACACUUUAAGCAUGCUUUGCAUUCAGUGGAUAAUAUUGGAUAUUUUUGCUUUUUUCAGUCCAGAAAUUAUUUAUAAUGUCAGUAUUUUUGGCAUAAGUAGUUUUCACCGACACACAGAUGUAAAUUUCACUGUCUUGAAGAAAACAUGCAUAAUUACAAAUGAAUAAAUGACAUGGUAGGUAAUCUAAGGUCAGCACUCCUUCACAAGACUUUUUAUUGCCACAAUGCUCACCCUGCCAAAUCAAUGUGGCGACUGCUGCCCUACACUUCCUUUUAAUGUUACAAAUACAUCUGUUGGGUGAUUCCAGUAAAGACUGAAAGCAAUUAUGACUAUUGUCAGGUAUGUUUCAAAAUGCUGAGCCUCAAACCUCAUUCUUCGGCAGUCAUCUUUUAAAAAUAUCCAAAAUGGGGUAUAAAUUCCUCAGCAUACAUUAUUUUAUUUUAAUUGUUGAAUGGGUUGCUUAGGCUGUAAUGCUUAGUUUUCUGUAUUACAAGACACCUUUUUGCUUUUUUGUUUUAAGAUCAAGACACUGAAAGUCCUCCAGAACUAUUUUUGAUGAUCAUCAUGUAAGGUUUGUGACUUCUAACAUCCUGGAGCUGAAUCAUGUGCUUUGGGAUGUUUCUGUUUGUGCUGAAUUUCAGUUUUAGCUCCUUUUCCAGAGCAAAAAUGGUGCAUCAUUUAAAUUGUGAGCAUGUGUAGAAUAUUUGAUCAUUUGACGAUGUGUCUGUCGUGUCAGGUAAUAUAGCAAUACCACAAAGUUUGGUGUUUAACAAAAAUCUGUAAAGUAUGUGAAUGGGAUGUGUUUCAUGCAAAGUUGCACCAGAGCAUCAGGCAGUCUGCUCAAUUCUCACGAUUCAACAGCGAUUUGAAAGUCUUACAUUCUUCUAUGUCAAUCAGACUGCUUCUAAUACUGAAAUAACAAUGGAUGAGUCUAAAAUAAGGAGAAAUUAUUACAUUUUCAAAUAGCAAAGUUUCUAAAAACAAAUAAAACGAACAACGGAUUCAA
Messenger RNA from Danio aesculapii, 4219 nucleotides. It is a transcript of the gene sel1l, whose product is annotated as SEL1L adaptor subunit of ERAD E3 ubiquitin ligase. The transcript is spliced from 22 exons. The record is from RefSeq and is a predicted model, not a curated record. Gene Ontology annotation, biological process: ERAD pathway. Gene Ontology annotation, cellular component: endoplasmic reticulum membrane. Gene Ontology annotation, molecular function: protein binding. Bases 397 to 2727 code for a protein of 776 amino acids. Lineage: Eukaryota; Metazoa; Chordata; Actinopteri; Cypriniformes; Danionidae.